This is a messenger RNA of Daphnia magna, 3749 nucleotides long. Its product is annotated as scm-like with four MBT domains protein 1. Gene Ontology annotation, biological process: regulation of DNA-templated transcription. Gene Ontology annotation, cellular component: nucleus. The record is from RefSeq and is a predicted model, not a curated record. NCBI's taxonomy places the organism in Eukaryota, Metazoa, Arthropoda, Branchiopoda, Diplostraca, Daphniidae.
UUUCCAGAUUUGGCAACGUCACGCAGACGAUAUAUGAAAAACGAUCUUGUGUUUGCCUGCGUGCUGUGGGAGAAAUUUUUGGCUUGAAUAUAUAAUUCAUUUUGAAAUCUGUCUCUCUUUAUGGCCCAUUGAAUUUUAUAAUCAUGCAUACCUUGCCUGAUACCAAAGAUAAAUUCGAUUGGGACCGGUAUCUAGAAAGCCAGGAGCUUGAAUCGGCGCCAAAUUUUGCGUUCCACCAUAUUGACAAAUGCCAGCAAAGUCUACUCGAGGUGGGAAUGUUGGUGGAGGUUCAGACUAGUCAACGGCCAAGGUUCUGGCUCGCCAAUGUCACCAUGAAGUGUGGUCCAUUUCUUCGAUUAAAGCAUGUUGGGCGAGAAGACCCCACCCAUGAAAUAUGGACUGAUCCUUCGUCGGUGGAAAUCCACCCUGUAGGCUACAGCAGCAGUCGAGGAUGGCCGUUAGAACCACCAGCCGAUUUAAAACCCUUGAGAUCAGGAGCUAUUGCGUCUCUGCUAGAGGAGCACAAAGCCGUCGACUGUGAAGCAUCUUUGCUCAGCCCGGCUCAGCAGAUGAAACCUGGCAUGAUUCUUGAAGUAGAAGAUUUACACGAACCCCGCACUGUUUGGCCAGCUACCAUAGUGCGCAACGUUGGCGGCAGGUUGUUGCUCAAGUACGCCCUUCCAACCAGCAUUCCGAUCCAUAAUAACGAAGAAGACGUACACCAUGAAUGGUUGUUUUGUCUAUCUCCUCGAUUACAUUGGCAAGGAUGGGCCGUUUCGCAGUCAACUUCAUGGAAUUACAAUCCACCAAUCAAAAUCCGUCCUCUGUUUCAAGAUGACAACUUGGCUACUAUGUCGGCCGAAUUUCGUACGGUGAGUGGAAAACAAUGGCAAUUCGAUCAACACGUUCCGUCUCAUGGUUGCAACGUUGGCGACCGUAUCGAAGCAAUAGAUCCGUUGAAUCCGCUCGCAUUACGACCAGCAACAGUCAUUGAAGUGGUAGAUCCUCAACGAGUGGUGAUCCGUUUCGACCUCGAAUCGAAUGCUCAAGAAACAGAGGCGCCAUUGCAAUUCGUCUGCUCUACCGUUUUCCGCCCAGAGACAGAUGAUUCCUGUCCGUCGAAUGACGUCGAAAAUGAAUCUGGUUUCACACGUGGCGUGGCCUUGGAGGCGGCCAACCCGUGGAAACCAGCGGAAGUGUGUGUGGGUGUUGUGACAAACGUGGAACGAUCAGCUACACUCCUUCGCAUCCGCCUGGAGAAAUCUGUGUCCGAUGACGGCCAUCCGACGGAAUUUCUAGCACCGGUAUCCAGCCAAGAUGUCUUUCCAAUUGGCUGGUGUGAUGACAAUAGUUGGCCGUUGGUGACCCCGCCCGUCGCCCCUCCAUCAUCGUCAGAACAGCCGCCAAUGCAUUCCGAAGGGAACCCAAUGGAAGUGGAAGAAAAAGGCCCAGAGCCAAAUGCAACUGAACAGAUUCCGGAAGCGGUAGAACCUAGUGCCGCUGGAACUGCGGCCUUGCCCGGAAUUUCCUAUUGGUGUCCGAAAAUCUAUUUCAAUUUUCGAUGUUUCACCGGCCCUUUAUUGAGUCGCAUCCGCGUGGCGGCGCUUCCGCGAAGCGUUGGACCCGGACCCAUCAGUCUGAUGAUGAAAGAGGUCCUCUCGCUCUUGCUUAACGGCGCGUACAAACCUGGAAGCGUUUUGAAGCAGUUGCAGGGCGAACCGGCAGAUCCACUUCCGCCUGGAACGCAACUGGAACCGUUGAAAGCCAAAUACAGGCAGACGACGUACCGCGGAACUGUCCCAAUGGCUUCCACGGCCGCAGACGUCCCCGAAUAUUGCCGCUGGGUUUGCGGUAAGCUCCAGUGCUGCCCGUAUCUGUUCGCGCCGGAAUUGGUGGGCGAUCCGUGCCCGCACCGAUGUUGCAUCCUGGCCAAAACGGUGUGGCAGCACAAAGAAGAAAGCGCCCAAUUGGCGACAUCGUCGUUUCGUCGACAUCAUCAAGAGCCUGCCCACUGGAUUGGAUCCAGUGGGUGCCGCCGAGCUGCAGCAACACGGCAGCUCCAACAAAUCGGGUCCGGCGUCGCUAGCGGCCAUCGAAUCGGGCGAGCACAGUGACGAUGAAGACUCUGACGUGGCUGUUGAUCCAUCACAACAACAACAACAACCGCAACCACCGCAACAAAGCGUCGAUUCGGAGGAACCAGCGGCGAAAAAGAGGCGCGGACGGCCACGGAAGAAUCCGAUUCCGUUGGUGAGUUUGGAUCACGCCAAUGCGGAUGAAGAUGGUCGGCCGAGCCAAAUUUCACAUCCGCCGCAAAUUGUUGUUGAAUCCACCAGCGAGAAGCCUUUGCCGUCGAUGGAUUUUCCAGCAUUUCGUCGGCUGGAUCUUGCCGAUCCGCCGCCGGAUCGCUGGCGAGCCGGUGACGUUUGGCGUUUUCUGCAGUCGACCGAUUGCCGUCCUCUGGCUGAUCGCCUCCUCCAGUACGAGGUGGAUGGGCCUUCUCUUCUCCUUCUCCAGCCUGCCGAUAUCAUGGAUUAUGUGACCCUCAAUUGGGAGCUGGCCCUACGGCUGUGCUAUCUCAUCGGCUGCCUUCGACUGACCUACUCUUCAGGUCCGUCUCCUCCGCCAAAGACGUUGACUGCCAUCGAUGCUGGCGCCAGCAACGACACGGCCAAAUCACCUGCUCCUAAGACGGCCCAGCGAGCUUCCUAAAAAAGAAACGAUUGGGUGAGCCGGACCUCACGAUUUUUUUUCUUUUCUUUUCCCCCUUUUUUUUACGAUGACAUAUCGAGAUUCUGCCCGUCAAACAUAACAAAAGAUUCUAUUCUUUUCUCUUUUUUUUUGUCUUGUUUGGUUAAGUGUUCUUCUUCUCUAGCUAGGCCGGGGCCGUUCCAUUCACUGCGGGUACUCUUUGCGUGUUGUCCUUUCACCGUUUCCCUUUUGUUUUGUUAGUCAUUUCUCCUAGUUAGUUAACAAUAGAGUGGGGUCACUCAUUUAUCCAUCAUCUUAUCCUUUCUCCGCAACCUACUUUCUCCUUUUCGUCUUCUUCUUCUUCUUCUUCUUCUUCUUCUUCUGCUGAAAAGGUUAAAUAAUAAUAAUAUAUAUAUAUUUCUUUUUUAAAUCUUUUGAAUUUUGUUUUUACCUCCUCCGGCUUCUUCUUUUGGAAUGUUCUAAAAAGAGGCCGGGACCCGACGGUGUUUCGAGAGGAAACACAAAUCAUUCACCUACCCCCUUCUCUCUUAACCGUUUUCUCUUUUUUCCACCGAUGGCGUCGUAGAAGAACUUCUUCCCUAUUUUUUUUUUCUUUCUUUCUUUCUCUCCAUAACGUGUUGUGUAUUGUUUAUUUGUUGGUAAGGGAGAGGGGGGGGGUCCAUUAAUGUUAACGAAGACGGGGGAAAGAGAAAGUUGGGCAGACAUAGCUGAUUAGCGCGAAAACUGUUGCCAUUUCUCUUAUCUUCUGUUUGAAAAGCUAUGAUUCAUUUCACCUUGAGGUUUGUGUGUUGUGUACGUUGAUGGAUGGUUUUUCUCAUUUCCAUGUCGUUUCCCUCCCACCCGAUCCCUCCCUUCCGGUAGCCGGAAUAUGUUUACAGCGUAAAACAAAGCAAGAAAAAAAUGGUGGUGUCUCUGCGUGUUGGCAGCCACUUGUUCAAAGUCUUUCCCCCCCUACUCGAUUCUCUGGAAUUUUUCUCACUUUUUUGUUUUUUUUCAAUCCUUUGAUCCAUUUCCUCAUCACUCGGUGAAGAAAGAAA